AUGGCUGUAAUGACCCCCGCCGAACGGUUCGCCCUCAUCACAGAGAACCUCCAGGAGGUUCUGAACCCGGAUCUCAUCAAGGCGAUCCUGGAGGAAGGAAAAAACCCACGUGUCUACUGGGUGCCGGCCAUCAAGAUUGCGCAGCUCCUGGCUGCGGGUUGCGAGAGCACGAUCGAAGUCGUCGAACAUCGAGCGAAAUACUACCAGUUCAUCGUUACUGCCAUGCUGCAGGCAGUGGGGGUUUCCACCGAAAAGCUUCGGUUUGUCCUCGGCAGCUCUUACCAAACCACGACGAAAUACUGCAUGGAUAUGUUCCGGUUGUCGACUCUGGUGUCGGAGCACGAUGCGCGCAAGUCGGCCGCCGAGAUCGUCAAACAGUCCGCGAACGCGCCGCUGAGCGGUCUGCUCUACCCGAUUCUCCAGGUGUUGGACGAAGAGUAUCUGGAUGUUGAUGUGCAGUUCGGUGGUAUGGAUCAGCGAAAACUGUUCGCCGCAUCCACGGAAUGGCAUCCCAAGCUGGGCUACCGGAAGCGGGCGCAUCUGCUGAACCCCCUGGUCCCCGGUCUGUCGGGCGGCAAGAUGAGCUCCAGUGAAGCAGACAGCAAAAUCGAUUUGCUAGAGCCCGAGGAGAGUAUUCGGAAGAAGAUCCGCAAGGCCCAGGCGGCUCCCCGCGAAACCGAGAACAACGGACUCCUUGCCUUUGUGCAGUACGUUCUUAUUCCGGCCUCCGGCUUGAAGGACGGUAACCCGGGCUUCCGGGUAAGCCGCGAGCGGGACGGCCUAGAGCCCCUGGUUUACACCAAUAUCGAGCAAAUGCUGGAGGAUUAUAAGAGUGACAUUCUGUCACCGCAGCUGUUGAAACCGGCAGUGGCUGAUGCCAUUGUUGAAUUGACGGCACCGAUCCGGGAGGCGUUCGAAAAAUCCCCUGAAUGGCAAGAGACCGCGAAGAAAGCCUACCCACCGCCGCCCCCGAAGGUGAAGAAGGAGAAGAAGCAGAAGGAUAAGAAGCCGAAGGACAAAGCUCCUGGCAACCCUGGCACCGGGGAGGCCGAGACGCCUAGCGCUGACGGUCAGUAG
Molecule: messenger RNA, 1077 nt
Organism: Aspergillus terreus NIH2624
Lineage: Eukaryota; Fungi; Ascomycota; Eurotiomycetes; Eurotiales; Aspergillaceae
Product: tyrosine--tRNA ligase TYS1
Exons: 5
Coding region: 1-1077 (358 amino acids)
Biological process (GO): tyrosyl-tRNA aminoacylation
Molecular function (GO): ATP binding; tyrosine-tRNA ligase activity
Source: RefSeq, a predicted model, not a curated record